Molecule: messenger RNA, 657 nt
Organism: Rodentolepis nana
Lineage: Eukaryota; Metazoa; Platyhelminthes; Cestoda; Cyclophyllidea; Hymenolepididae
Source: the annotation of a GenBank genome assembly
GCAGUUGAGGUGGAAGGAAGAGACAUGUUAUGGGAGAAGACACGUCAAGCAAUAAUGUAUGCCUACAAACACCAUGCUGAUGACUACGACUAUUUUCUGAAAGCGGAUGACGACACCUACGUAAUUGUAGAGAACCUUCGUUAUCUACUGGCCGCAAAAAUUCCUGAUGAACCAUUUUUUAUGGGCAGACGUUUCAUUAAAAACGCGAAAACAACUUAUGCCUCUGGAGGAGCAGGUUAUGUAAUCUCACGGGGUGCAUUGAAGAUCGUUGCUAAAGGCAUUUUGGAAGGUGUCGAGGCAUGUCGUAGCGGGUAUAAAGCCGAAGAUCAUGCAUUUGGUAUAUGUGCUGAAGCUCUUGGCGUUCCGAUUAUUGAUAGUUUGGACGAACACGAUUUGGAGCGCUUUCAUCCAUUCGGACCAUUGUAUGUUCUCAGCAAAGAAUUAAUUGAUAGAAAUCCCUGGAUUCAUAAUUACAACUAUUAUUCAAUGAAAACUGGUUUAGAUUGCUGCAGUGAUCACACGGUGUCUUUCCACUACAUCAGCCCAGAUUGGAUGUACGUGAUGGAGUACCUCACCUAUCAUCUCUACCCUUAUGGAAUCGUUCGAGAUCUUCAACAAUAUGAUAUCCUAAUGAAUAUGCUAAAAAAACGCAACUGA